ACAGAACUUUGUUCUUAGGCUGUGUUCAUUUGAAUCAGAGAAGCUCGAUUCUUCGUAAUUGGGUGAGGUUUAUCCUCAAUCCAUCUAUCCCCUCCUGUUAUGUACAUCUAGGUACAUAACAAUUGGUAUCAGAUUCGUUCGAUCCAUGGAGGUAUUCGUUGAAACUCAUCAACAGAUCUCUGAAAUUCAGAGUUUACCAAGUGAAAAAUGGGUACAAAUGAAUGGAAAAUUGGUAUCAAUAUUGAAACUGGAAAGGUUAGCAAGUGAUGAGUUCGACACUUGCGUUUCGUGGUAUUUGUUUUAUUUGAUGGACAAAAACUGUGUAAAUAGAGAGGACGGCCUCCAAAGGUGGGGCAAAUUGUUAGACAGAGCGGGGAAGAAAUUGGAUAAGAUCUUGUUUCUUAAGGAUACUACUUUAUCUCAUCAACCUCCUCACCGAGUGAAAGUUGCUUCUACACAUAGUGAUGAAUCUUCAGAUUUGGAGUUGAUACCUCAAAAUUUCUUUGCUGAAAACGAAGAUCUUGAGUCACUUGAUGAUGUGAGAUUCCAGUCUGAAGCAGUUGCUAAAACUGAGAUGAUAUACUUCUCCGAGUUGAAUCGAACCAAAAUUGGUGAGGUGAACGAUUCUUCUCUAGAAUUUCACUUCAACAAGUUUGGGGAGAAAUUCGAAAAUCAUGAAUGCUUCAAGGAGUUAUUGUCUAUUCUCUACAGCAAAUCAAAUUAUGUGGCUCGUUCUUCUUUCCCUCUUAAUGACACUCGUUCAUUAUUCGAUAGAGGUAAGUAUGGCCUUAUUUCAUUGAAGUAUUCUAAUGUUUAUUGUAUGGAUUUCUAGCUUUGGGUACCACUCAAAUUAUCGAUCUAGGCAUUUGAUUGUUAGUUUGUGUGUUGAUGAUGAUACAAUUUUUGAUGAGACUCAUGAGAGUAAGCUGUUUGUUGGAAUAGAGAAGAUUGUCUAGAAUAGUUGAAAUUGACCAGGCACGAGCACCGUGGGAUGUCUUAGAUGAGGGUGUAGUUUGGAGGAGUAAUGGCGCUGAUGGUAUUUUCUGGAAGCUCCAACUUAGUUUACAUCAUGAGUUAAGAGCCUUCAUGCCUACAGUGCGUUACAAUUUAAUUGUUGAUGUACGUCUCUUCCUUAAUAUCGAUCCUAACAGCACUGUGUUUGAUCGUGGUAAAGAGAUCGACCUCAUUGUAUGGGUUUCUUGUUUUGCUACAAUUGAUACUCGCUCCUUACUUGAUCGAGGUAAGUGUACUGUGUUACCAUCACUUACUUAUGGGACAUGUCUUCUUCAAUUGCUUCUUAGACUACGGCAUGACUCAUAAUUGCAGUUUAUACAUUCGUUUCCUCAUUUAUGUGUUUAUGAUUUUGCAAUACAUGCUGCGAAAAAAUGUUUGCUCAAAUAACUGAAAGAGGUAGAUUUUUAUUAUUCUUACUGGCUAGAGUAAUUACUUUUGAGCGGUAUAAUCAGUUGAUGUUUCAUAUGGUUGAUAUGUGGAGGGAAGUAAAUUUUAUUUUUCUAAUGCUCCACAAGAUUCCGUUCACUUCAACUAUCUUCUCUCCUAGUUUCAUCCAAGAGCAUUGUCGUAAUCGUGGAAAAGGAUUCGAACUAAUUCAGAGACUUUCUAAUUCUGUGGUUGCCUAUGAAUUCAGUUUUGGUCUAUCUAAUUCUUGCUCAAUUGUACCUGCUUGUAUGAUUUAUACUGGUGGAAAUGAUUUUAUCUUACUACUUACAACAGCGCAAAUAAGUUACAAGUUCAUAGUGAAUGAAUGUCUCUUCCUUAUCAUCAAAUUUGCUCGCUGGAUAUAUGAUAGAGGAAAGUUGUUAGGUAAUCAAGGGUAUUUUACUUUUACAACUUCUUAUAAAUGUUGUGUGGUUACAAUUACUUAUGGGGUGACUGUGUUUCUUGUAUCGAAAUGGACGGCUGCCUACGGUUCUGAAUCUGUUUAUCGAGCUGAUCAUGUUCUAACAACACUUGCAGUAGGCUAUUUAACUUUUGUCAUGUUUGCUAGUUUGUCUCCGUGCUCUGCUCUUGAUGAAAUUUUUUGGUGUUUUCCACCUUGGAGUCUGGUGUAUCAACCCAGAGGAAGCCACUUCCACUUGGAGCUUUAUGGAAAGAUGAUGGCAUUACAGCUGCUACUUACAGUGAUUGACAUUCCAUUAGUGUUUGUGACGUCCUUGCCGUGGGGAUUAAUUUUGUUUCUUAUGGCCUUCUGGGAUGCAGGGAAUGUCAGAGGAUUGUGUCGGCAUUCUCCUUUUGUGAGGCCUCAUAUGGUGUUUAUUGGAGUUUACUUCUCUCUUUCCAGGCUUGUGAACUCAUAUUGUACCUCAGCUGGCAAUGCUUAUUUACAACUGCUUAAAGUUGAAGGUGGCCAGGUAUUUCUGCACUCUGUCAUAAGGACUAGCCCUUGCUACUUACACUAUAAUCAACCUGAAUCAUAUGGCUAUAUUCACCUGUGGAGUCUGAAUAGUGGUAAUUUUUCCUCUCUAUACUUUGUUUACACUUGCUACUUAUUUGAUCGUGGGAAGGGGUUCGCUGGGUAUAUUGUCAUGGAUUCUUCAAGUGGGCCACCUGUUUAUGAUUUUGAUUUAGACCAUUGGUACCAAAUGGAUUUGUUAUGGGCAACCUUAAUUAUGUUUUUAUUUGUGUGGUUGUCUGUGGAAGCUGAGAAUAGUAUUGGUAGUCAUAAGCUGUAUGAGAGACAUAUUCUUGUGCUUCAGAUUCUUUCGAAACAACGUGAAAUCCUCUUGGCGGUCCUUCCAGCUUCUAUCUCCAAUCUUGCAGCCGAUAAUGAUGCUCAGCCCAAUGAUAUACUGGAGCGAAGUCCUGGUCAGGUUGCACUAUGGCUUACAGUCAAGGAUUGUAUUGGUAGUCAAUUUCUGAGAGCUAGAAUAGUGAAGGGGCAGCUAGCCUUUCUCCUCACAUCCGAGGCCAGGUUUGAUUUUGCUACUGGCAGUAUUUAUAGUAUGGAAAUAGUUAUAUAUUUGGGAAUGAUACUGGUCGCGCGGGAGCUUCGACAACUUCCACAAAAGGGUAGCAAGCACUGUACAGGUCAAGGGAGUAGUACGGCGUGGAAAGUACUUGGAGAAUUAUAUUUUUCCUUUAGCUGGCAAGGAAGCAGCACUUCUUAUUCAAGACUUUUACACAAAGAAUUGUCAGUUACCAAGGGUGUCUCAUUGUACUAUCACAGCGGUUUUGACUCUUGCAUAUGGUUCAACAACGGCUGAAGGAGAUAGUGGGCACUGCCACUGCGGCUUCACGUUUUCACAACUGCACCGCCAGGCUCCAAAACAACCUUGUGUAACUGAAGUUGCCGACUCGCCGCUCAUCCUUGAGGACAAGGAUGUUUCGUAGGGGAAGGGAAUGUCAUGUACCUACUAUAUGUGAGAGAGUGCCCAUAUCCUGUUGAGUGUCGGUAUUUAGUGUAAGUUACAGUUGGUAGUAUUUAGCUAAUUAGUGUUUGCUAUUAUCAGUUGUAGGGGGUGCCUUGGAUGCAACCACCUGGGCUAUUUUUAUUCGUUGGAUGUUAGGAUAGAAUACCUAAAUAUAUAAGCUCAGAGUCUGUAAGAGAAAGGUAAUCCAAAAUUAUUAAUCAAAAUAGAACUUUGUUCCUA
Molecule: messenger RNA, 3611 nt
Organism: Papaver somniferum (opium poppy)
Lineage: Eukaryota; Viridiplantae; Streptophyta; Magnoliopsida; Ranunculales; Papaveraceae
Exons: 2
Coding region: 1386-3224 (612 amino acids)
Source: RefSeq, a predicted model, not a curated record